UCUUUCAUGAAACGAUUUUGCGCAUUAAUACGGUUCAGACUACAUUUACGUGAGAAUUCAGUCGUUCGUGAAGCGAAACACCCUUCCGUUCAGAGUAGUCGUAUUAUUUUGUGUACGGUGUAAUAGGAGUGAAGUGGAUUUUGUUCAGGGGAAAUGGCUUCUGGAGUCACAGUGUCUGACGUGUGUAAAACUACGUAUGAAGAAAUUAAGAAGGAUAAAAAACAUCGAUACGUGGUUUUCUUUAUUAGAGACGAGAAGCAGAUAGACGUUGAAGUUAUAGGUGAACGUAAUGCGGCCUACGACCAGUUCCUAGAAGACCUUCAGAAGGGCGGCACUGGCGAAUGCAGAUAUGGACUGUUCGAUUUUGAAUAUACGCACCAAUGCCAAGGGACUUCUGAGGCAUCGAAGAAACAGAAGCUGUUCCUGAUGUCCUGGUGCCCUGACACUGCAAAGGUGAAGAAGAAGAUGUUGUAUUCAUCCAGCUUCGACGCCCUUAAGAAAUCGCUCGUUGGUGUUCAGAAGUACAUUCAGGCCACUGACCUAUCCGAAGCAUCGCAAGAAGCUGUUGAAGAGAAAUUGCGUGCCACCGAUCGGCAGUAACCGCGCUGUGGAGCGGAGCCGCUGCCGGAAGGGAACUAACUCGCCCUUCGUUCUCUUUGGCUCGGUCAUCUUAACAACUCCGUGAGAACACUUUGCCAGCCUGUCUGCAGAUCCACAUCUAGUCUCAUGGCCCGGGGGGCAAAGUGCUCUCUCUCUAUCUAUCUCUCCCCCAGCCGGCGGAGUUUCACCAAACUGUAUCGUAUUAUAUUAUUGAGUGAAAUAAAGAAAAGCCAACUGAAGUAAUUGCUAUAAAAAUAAAUAUAAAAAAAAAUUGUGAAUUUGAAUAAAUGAUAGUUGGCUGUAAGCCUUGUAAUGUUAACUGUUCAGGAUAAUACGCAAUUUGAUUCUCGUCACUGUGUCUGUAUUAGGUAAGUAAAAUGUCAUUUGAGUUUGACGCCGUAACGGCGAACAGAAGGGCGCGCGCGAAGCAACACGGUUGCUGUCGCCAUGCUUUAUUAUAAAAUAAAUUUUGUAUCUUGAUAUGUUUCUGUAGGACCUCUUAUGUCACAUGCUGAGUAUGUAUUAAAUUCUUUCUAAUGAAUAAGGGCGUGUUUAUUUGCGUUGACGUUCCUUGCGGCGGGGCCGGCGAUCCUCACUGACAAAAGCGUUCUCAGUUUCACAUUAAUUUAUUUUAUUAUCGGGUGGUACCUCCACGUACUAGACUUUUUUUUUUAUACAGACGACCACAUUUUAUCUUCCGUCGAGUUAAUUCUUAUUUCUGAUUAUUGUAUUUCGAGGCCAGAGUUAAAAAACAAAAUGGACGUGUUCAUCUGAAAGCUUACGCAGAAAAAUCGGGCGCUGCCUGUGAAAUAGAUGCGGAUUCAUUGACUGUACGUGACUUUGUUUUGAAAAUCUGUAAAUCUGAUGUACGCUAAUUGCUUGGUGGUUGUGAGAUGAGAUUAAAUGUUUGAGGCUAAA
Molecule: messenger RNA, 1518 nt
Organism: Zootermopsis nevadensis
Lineage: Eukaryota; Metazoa; Arthropoda; Insecta; Blattodea; Termopsidae
Gene: tsr
Product: Cofilin/actin-depolymerizing factor homolog tsr
Biological process (GO): actin filament depolymerization
Cellular component (GO): actin cytoskeleton
Molecular function (GO): actin binding
Source: RefSeq, a predicted model, not a curated record